Messenger RNA from Serpula lacrymans var. lacrymans S7.9, 1940 nucleotides. RefSeq names its product glycoside hydrolase family 71 protein. The record is from RefSeq and is a predicted model, not a curated record. The transcript has 6 exons. Gene Ontology annotation, molecular function: glucan endo-1,3-alpha-glucosidase activity. The coding region runs from base 167 to 1681 and encodes 504 amino acids. NCBI's taxonomy places the organism in Eukaryota, Fungi, Basidiomycota, Agaricomycetes, Boletales, Serpulaceae.
AACCACCCCAAACGCUCUCCAGGCUGAGCCGUUGAGUCUAUUCUUUUCAGUUUUCGCUCACUUCACACUUUCCUUACACAUGCACUUUCCUUUGAAUAUGCUCUCGGUUUCCCUUUGUAUUUCUCUACUUGUUGCAUUUGCUAAUGCCAUCCCUCUCAAAAGAACAAUGUCUGCUGAGGUCAGUAUGCCACCACCUGCUACUUCUCUUCACUCUGCGACACCAGUCUCUUCCUCCGAGUCUCUACCCGCGGCAUCCUCAGCCACUACCACAACCAUUGUCUCUGGAGGUCCUUCUACUACCACUACCACUCCCACUGUCUUAUCUUCUGCUCCAAAAUAUGUUGUGGCGCAUGUUAUCGUAGGAAACACUUAUCCAUACACAGUCGAUAAUUGGAAAUCGGACAUUUUGCUUGCACACGCCAACGGGAUCGACGGGUUUGCAUUGAAUGUUGGAUCUGAUAGCUGGCAGCCCCAAAGAGUUGCUGACGCAUAUAGUGCAGCUGCACAAUCCAGUACCGGCUUCAAGCUUUUCUUGUCUUUUGACAUGUCUGCAAUGCCGUGUAGCUCUAGUGAAGACGCCUCAGUUCUCCGCAAUUACAUCACUACCUAUGCUUCACAUCCAAAUCAAUUGAUCUAUAACGAUCGUGUAUUUGCAUCCACAUUCUCUGGAGAAUCAUGUACUUUCGGACAAGGAAGUGUUCCAUCAGGCUGGUCUACGCAGUUUACACAGCAUCCAGACCUGACCGGGUCAAAUGCGGUCUACUUUGUCCCUUCAUUUUUUGUGAAUCCGAACCAGUUCAAUACAUUUGGUGAUGUUAUGGAUGGUGAUUUCAAUUGGAACUCUGGCUGGCCCAUUCAAGUUAGUACAUCAUUUGCAACGUCUCUCUUGAAGCCCCUAGGAGCAGCACUCUCUAGUCUCUCCUCAAAGGCAACAACUGCUCUGGCGCAGUUCGUUGGAUCAAACUCCAGUGACUCUGAGUACCUCAGCGCACUGGCUACAAUGGGAGGCCAGAAUCGGACUUAUAUGGCAGCAGUGUCUCCUUGGUUCUUCACACACUAUAGCCCUCAAACUUACGACAAAAACUUCAUCUAUCUCAGCGAUGACCAUUUGUACUCCAAGCGAUGGGAAUCGCUCGUCGCUAUGCGAGACCAGGUCGACAUUGUUCAAAUUGUGACAUGGAAUGAUUAUGGUGAAUCACACUACAUCGGCCCAAUUGAGGGUGCACAACCUAACAGCCAAGGUUGGGUGGACGGCCUUGAUCACACCGGCUGGCUCAACAUGACAUCGUACUAUUCAUCUGCAUUUAAGACUGGUUCAUACCCUGCCGUCACCAAAGACCAACUGUACCUAUGGUCACGCACACACCCCGUCAAUGCUGAUGCACCCGAUCCAGUUGGACGGCCAUCGAAUUAUCAGCUGACACAAGAUAAACUAUGGGCCGUGGUGAUGGCUACCGCUCCUUCUACUGUCAUUCUCUCCACCUCUUCUACCAACUCCCAGACGUUUUCUGUCCCGGAAGGUGUGUCAAAACUUUCAUUACCGAUCGAAGCAGGCGGAAUCAUGCACGGUACGAUCACGAGAAAUGGCCAGACUGUUGUUGAUCUUCAGCCGAGCAAUUUCACAUUCAAUCCGAAUCCACCGUCGUACAAUUUCAAUGCUUUUGUUGCUUACUCUGCGUAGAUGCAUCUCAUGACUCGUUUUCGACGAAUUUUGUUUCUUUGGAUAUUUGGCAUGUCGGAAAAAUCCAAUUCACCUGAUCAGGACUGCUGGAGCAUGCUGCGAGUACGGUGUUGCCUGACGACCUUAUAAGGGAGCUGGAGUAUAAAACCAUAGUGCAGAUGAAAAGCCUAUCAUCAUGUCUUAUGAGACCUUACAAGGGGAAUAGAGGACGUGAUAAGGUGUGAUCAAGCCCUAUGGAAUCGUAGCGAAAAAUGAAAAA